AAUGAUCGAAUUCAAUCGAUCCAUCGACAACGACGACGACGACGACAGUGGCAACAAAAAUUUAAUUCAAAAUGUAAUAUCAAGCCAUUUAAUAGUGGGCUACUAUUUAGUCAUUCAAUAUUUGUGAUGAUCAUAAUACUGAUGAUGAUGAUGAUGAUCUCAAUGGUGAUAAUUAAUGCAGCUCCUCCUGCCAACAACAACAACAACAAUGAUGAUAAUAAUAAUUUAAAUUCAAAAUUAUCAAUACAAUUUAAUCAUAAUUUCGAUGAUGAUGAUGAUCUUCAAACGAUGAUGAUGGUGAAAAAUAUGACCACAAAUUAUCAUAGCCAUCGUCGAAAACGUUUUAUCUCAUCCGAUGUCGGUGCAAUGAGCUACUUACAACGAUUUGGUUAUAUGAAUGAAAGUGAAGAUUCAGCAUCAUCACAUCUUAUUUCGGAAAAUAUUUAUUCACAUGCUGUGAUGGAAUUUCAACGUUUUGCCGGCAUAAAUGAAUCGGGCAUCCUUGAUGAGGAAACAAUUCAAAUGAUGAAUGCUCCAAGAUGCGGCAAUAAAGAUCUUGUUGGCCAUGGUGAAGAAGCUAGACGUCGUCGUAAACGUUAUGCAUUACAAGGUUCAAAAUGGCGACGAACCGAUCUAACAUAUCGUAUAUCACAAUAUCCAUCAAAAAUGAAUCUGAAAAGAAGUGAUAUUGAUCGUGAAAUUGCUCGUGCAUUUCAUGUUUGGGCUGAAGUUACACCAUUAAAUUUUCAAGUAAAAAAAGAAGGUCGUGUUCAUAUUGAUAUUAGAUUUGUUUCCGGUGAACAUGGGGAUGGUGAUCCAUUUGAUGGCCCCGGUAAUACACUUGCACAUGCAUAUUUUCCACAAUAUGGUGGUGAUGCACAUUUUGAUAAUGAAGAACAUUGGACUGUUUCAUCAUAUUCUGGUUUGUUGGAUUGUUUUUCUUAUGGAAAAAAUAUUAACAGUUUUAUUUUUGUUUUGAAUUUUAUAUCAAUAGGUACAAACAUAUUUCAAGUUGCCGCACAUGAAUUGGGCCAUUCAUUAGGUCUUGGACAUAGUAGUGUUCGUGAUUCAUUAAUGGCACCAUUUUAUCAGAAAUAUAAACCGAAAUUUAAAUUACAUCAAGAUGAUGUUCUAGCCAUACAAGCAUUAUAUGGUUAUAAAGAUGAUAAUGAAGAUGAAUCAUCAACAGAAACAUCUUCGCGUCGACCAUCAGAACCAGAUCCAUCCGGUGAUGGACCAGAUCUUUGUCAAGAUAGUGGUAUUGAUGCUGUUACGCGUAUAGCUGAUGGUUCAACAUACGUAUUUAAAGGAGAAUAUUAUUGGCGUAUUGAAUCAUCGGGUAUUGCCGAUGGUUAUCCACGUCGUAUAUCAGCUGAUUGGGAUGGUUUAGCCGGUAAUCUUAAUGCAGCAUUAACAUGGGCCGAUGGAAAAACAUUCUUUUUCAAGGGAAAUAAAUAUUGGCGAUUCAAAAACAUGAGAAUGGAUAAAGGAUAUCCGAAAUUGAUUAACACUGGAUUCGCUGGUAUACCAGACAAUGUUGAUGCUGCAUUCGUAUGGGGAGGAAAUGGAAAGACAUAUUUUUUCAAAGGAAAUGAAUAUUGGCGAUUUGAUUCGAAAAAUGAACCACCCGUAUCGAAACAAUAUCCAAAAUCGAUCAAAAAUUGGAAUGGUAUACCAACACGUGUGGAUGCUGCAUUCCGUUGGGAGAAUGGUAUGACAUAUUUUUUCAAAGGACCAUUGUAUUAUCGAUUCAAUGAUAUUGAUUUUGAGAUCGAUACACGUGCAAAACCACCAUUCCCAAGACAAACAUCACAAUGGUGGUUUGAUUGUCAAUCAUUAAGUCGAAAAUUGAAACGUCGUCCAACAAAAAAACGUAGUAGUAAUCUAAGUUCAUUUACGGAAAAUCUUCGUUCAUUUUUCGGUAUUGGUAAUACAAAACCGAUUGCAAGUGCACUAACCAAUUCAGAAUUAUCGAUGAAUGAAAGUGAAUGGCGUAUGCAUGGUAUACCUGAAACGGAUGAAAUUUUCAAUGAUCAUAUAAAAUCUGAUUCAUCAAAUUCAGUAAAUAUGACAAUGGAAAAUUAUCUUGAUCCAUGAAACUUUAACAACAACAACAACAACAAAAUCCAUCAAACUGUUGUCUAGCUGAAUGGCAUCGAUAAGUUUACCUGUAAAUAGGAAAAAAAAACAAAAAAUUUCAUUAACAAAACAUCUAUAAUCAUCAUCAUUACCACCAUUAUUACAGAAUAAUCAUUGGGUAUUUUAACAAACAAACAAACAAAAAAAAAUUUCAAUUUCUAUUCUUUUCAUAUUUUCAAAUCGAUAUAUUUAUUUCAAUU
Molecule: messenger RNA, 2339 nt
Organism: Dermatophagoides farinae (American house dust mite)
Lineage: Eukaryota; Metazoa; Arthropoda; Arachnida; Sarcoptiformes; Pyroglyphidae
Source: RefSeq, a predicted model, not a curated record